Durusdinium trenchii is the source of this 375-nucleotide messenger RNA. NCBI's taxonomy places the organism in Eukaryota, Dinophyceae, Suessiales, Symbiodiniaceae. The record is from the annotation of a GenBank genome assembly.
AUGCCAUGCCGCUUGCUGGCCGCAUGCCUGGCAUGGCAAAGCCUGGCGUUGGAGCUCACCAAAGACUCAUGGGAGGAGAUGACCAACAGAAAGCGGGUCUUUGUGAAGUUCUUCGCCCCUUGGUGUGGCCACUGCAAGAGGCUAAAGCCAGCCUGGGAGAAGCUUAUGCAGGAGUAUGCCGAGCAUGACAGCAUCCUCGUGGCGGAAGUGGAUUGCACUGGCGCUGGCAAAUCCAAGUGUGAUGAUGCGGGGGUUGAAGGUUUCCCUACCCUCAAGAGACUUGAUGGCAGUGGGCAGGACAUUUUUAGCCGAUCUUUUCAGGCAGAAUGCCAUCCCUCCCCAAGCACCUGCCGGACUUGUAGAGCUGCCACUUGA